CAAUAUGGAACUGCACAACAUCUACGGCUAUCUCUUCCUCCCUUUAUUUUCCCUCUACUUAGCCCACCUAACCCUCAAAUCCACCACCACCGCCCGCCGCCUCCGCCGGAAACUUCCUCCAAGCCCACCGUCGGCGCUCCCGAUCCUCGGCCACGUCAGCCUCCUCAAACCCCCAAUCCACCGCACCUUCCACGCACUCUCCCAAGACCUCGGCCCCAUCUUCUCCCUCCGCCUCGGGAGCCGCCUCGGGAGCCGAACUCAUCAUGUCCAAGCACAUCGGCUACAACUACACCACCGUGACCCAAGCCCCCUACGGCGACCACUGGCGCAACCUCCGCCGCAUCGGCGCUGUCGAGAUCUUCUCCGCCCACCGCCUCAACGCCUUGCUCCCCAUCCGCCGCGAGGAGGUCCGCCGCCUCGUGUCCAAGCUCGCGGCAGCCGGCAGCCCCCACCGCCGCGUGGUGGAGCUGAAGUCGUUGUUCCGCGAGCUGACGUUCGACACCAUGAUGAGGAUGGUCGCCGGGAAGAGGUUCUACGGCGACGGCGAUGACCGGGGCAGCAGGGAGUUCAGGGAGGUGCUGAAGGAGGUGGUGUCACUCAGCGGCGCGACGAACCCGGCGGAUUUCGUACCGGUGCUGAGGUGGAUUGACGGCGGGAAGUUCGAAAAGACGGUGGCGGGGCUGGCUCGAAGGACGGAUUCGUUCUUGCAAAAAUUGAUAGAGGAGCAUAGGAGCAAGAAGGAAGGGUUGGAUAGUGCGAAUACCAUGCUUGACCACUUGCUCGCGUUGCAGGUGUCUGAGUACCACACUGACCAGAUUAUCAAAGGGCUUGUUGGAAGCUUACUCGUGCUGUGUGUCGGGUACUUGUGGAGAAAAUUACUGCCAAGAUACGUAGUUGGAGGGCCAAGUCUCUAAGUUUCUCUGGUCGCUUUCAGCUGAUUUCUUCAGUUCUAACUAGUACUUUGCAAUUAUGGAUGAGUAUUUUUCUUCUGCCUCAGUUUGCCAUCAAGGAGGUUGAGCCAAUUUGUAAUAAGUUCUUGUGGGACAUCGAUGAUUCAUCAGUAAGGAAGAGGGCUGUUACAUCUUGGCAGUUUCUUGCUCGUCCAAAAAUAGAGAGUGGACUUGGGAUUCGUAAUUUUGCUCUUUGGAACAAAGCAUGUGCUCUUCGACAUCCCUAGGCCAUUCUUGCUGAGGAGGGUUCUAUAUGGGUUGUGUGGAUCCGUCGUUAUCGGGUUAAGCAGUCUUCCAUUUGGGACAUUAAAGUCUCUGCUGCUCGUUCAUGUAUUUGGAAACGAAUUCUCAAAUGUUGUGAGGUAGCACGUCCUUUCAUAUCACAUAUGGGGGUUGUUUUGACAUGGGAUGGCGAUGUGAUGAAGUCUUACUCUUUUAAGAAUAUUUGGAACUAGCUGAGACAGCAUGGCAGCUCUGUGCCGUGGUUCAAACUUGUAUGGAUCAACAUAUUAUCCCUCGUCAUGGUCUUAUUCUAUGGCUUGUUAUCCAUAACAGGUUAAAACUGCAUGACAAGUUGAUUGCGUGGGGGAAGCCGGUCUUGGUACUCUGUGUGCUCUGUCCUGGAGGUUAUGAGAUGCGCUAUCAUCUAUUUGUUAAUUGUUCAUAUAUCAGAAGUAUUCUUUCUUUGAUUUUGUAGUCUGCAGCUCCCCCAGAGCUGGGUGACUGGCAGUCUGUUUUAUAGUGGUGUGUGACUCGAUGGAGUGGUGCAGCGGCUGAUGAUGUUUUACAUCAUAUGGCUUGGUGUGUGGUGAUAAGCCUAGUUUGGCGCGAACGCUACUCUAGGAUGUAUGGCUCGAAGAGUGCGAGAAGUCCCUCUCAGCUUGGCCUUAGAGGCAAAGUGGAUCCUUUAUUUCCGGUGCCAACUAGAUCAGACUCUGUUAGGUUGUUUGGAAUCUAGGGGAUUGGGGUAGUGUUCUUUCUUUAUGUUUCUUCCUUGUACAGGAAGAUUUUCAUUGUACAGACUUUGUUUGUGCUGAGGGGCGCCUGAGUGUUUUGCUAAUGGUUGCCGGUUCUUAAUGCAUUUUUAAUUUAACCAUAAAAGAAAUUGGAGAGCUGUCGAGAAGAUAUAUUGGCAGUUGCCAGUAGUGGACCAUGAAUUUCAUAAGGAUGAUAUAUGUUUAUUUUUUAUUUUUAU
Linum tenue is the source of this 2145-nucleotide messenger RNA. NCBI's taxonomy places the organism in Eukaryota, Viridiplantae, Streptophyta, Magnoliopsida, Malpighiales, Linaceae. The record is from the annotation of a GenBank genome assembly.